Drosophila busckii is the source of this 1287-nucleotide messenger RNA. RefSeq lists its product as uncharacterized. The coding region runs from base 61 to 984 and encodes 307 amino acids. NCBI's taxonomy places the organism in Eukaryota, Metazoa, Arthropoda, Insecta, Diptera, Drosophilidae. The transcript is spliced from 2 exons. The record is from RefSeq and is a predicted model, not a curated record.
UCUUCUUCUUAACGAUAGCCCACGUGCAGAGUUUCACAUGCUUGUUGUUUACGCUUAAAAAUGGUUAAAGAAUUUAAGGCUACAAGCGAUCCGAAGUUCAAGUUGGAGAAGCAAUCGGAUGUCGAUGGGAAAAAGGCCGCACGUAAAUACUUGAAGCAGUUUAAAAAAGAUUUUCUUGACGACAAUGAGUAUAACGAGGUCAGCACAAAUAACUUCACCGCUGAGUUAGCUGAGGAUAUCUAUGAAUUUGACGCUGCCACCCACGAUGCCUGGAUAGUGCAAUGUCCCAAAGGCAUGAAUCCCAAUGCAUUGGAAGGCAAGCGCAUUAAAAUGCCUGGUCGACGUUAUGUGGGCGACAUACAAGUGCGUGCAACCCACUACGAGGAGCCAAUAAGCCAGGCCAUUGGCUAUGUAAACAGUAAAGGAAAGUACGCAUUGCGACGUCUACCUCUCGUUGGUAAUAUGAUCAUUAGCAAACGUCUCAAUAUGGAGCAGCCCAAUACCGACGAGCAAGUCGAUACGUAUCCGGAGGUUGUCAAGCCGCAAAAAUUCACGCUCCCUGUGCGUCAUCCAUUAUUUGGACGCGACUAUAAAGAACGCAUUGAAGUUAGUAAGCGUGUGGCGAAGAAGCUGCGACAAGCGGACAAAAAGAAUACAGAGACGUGUGCUAAUCUCCGUAAAACAAACAAUUUUUAUAAAAUUCGUAACAAGCUGCUGGCAACAACACAGACGCUGGAGGAGAAAGAGUUCGAUGUACGGCAGUCGGUGCUGACUGGUCUGGCGCCAAAGUUCAUGGCUAAAGGCGCACAGCUUAACUAUUUAAAUGGCUCAAACGAUGAUGAAGUCGUCGAAGUCAUUGAGAUAGAUGAUAAAGAUGAGGCACUUAGCAAGCCAAGUAAAAAGCGCAAGGCCAAUGGCAAGGCUGACGCACAGUCCAUUGUUGCGGAGGCAACGCCUAAGAAAAAGAAGCGUGAGUCCAAUUGAAAUACUGAAACUGAAAGCCCAAGUUCAGAGAAGCCGCCAAAAAUUAGCAAAAAAAAGCAAAGAGUUGAAUAAGUGAAAUAUGUAAGAGGAGCGUAAUUUUGUUGUUCAAUGUAUGUAUGUAUGUAUAAUGGAUAUAAAUUUAAAUAGUUGAUAAGCAUAAUAUGCGUGCGAACCCGCUUUUGAAAUAAACAGUUUAUAUUUAAGUAACAAAAAAGAUUUAAGCAGCUGUUUGGAAUGUAUCGAUAAUAAUUAAUAUCGCUUUACGAAAUUUCUCAUCACUUAAUUUGAGCAAGCAAAUAAAAA